AUGCCCAGGUGCUCCUUCUCCUUGCCUUGUAGGAGCCUCCUCUUUUGGGCGAGCACUCUUGCCAGUUUCCCGACUCUUGAGGCCCACACGGAGCCUCGUAAACGAGCCUUCAAUCGUGCCUGCCGACGCGCGGCUGCCAGUCCACUUCUUGGUACUAACUAUCGUGGUCGAUGGUGUAGUGUUAAGGAUCUACUUGGCAAACGUCGGACGCCCCCGGCGCAGGUGCGGGCAUCGCGUCAUACUCUGCCGAUUCAGUCCAACGAUAGUGCACGUCUCAAACUUGUCACUUACAAUGUUGGUGGCUUGUCACAGGUGGCGUAUGCGGAACUUCUUCAGUUUCUGCAGGGACUCCCAGAGCCACAUCGUCCCGAUCUGGUCCUCUUACAGGAGACUCAUUGGAAGGAGGACUCUGAGUUCGACACCCCUGGUUGGCGUGUUAUUAGCUCCAGCACUAAAUCGCCCCAAGCUGGUGGAGUUGCUGUCUUGAUCUCACAAUCUCUUUGUGAUGCUGGGGACAUAUUGCAUACCUCCCCUGUUCCAGGAAGGGUGCAACAUGUUAGACUGACUCUUGAUGGUGCCAUUGUUGAUGUUGUCAACAUCUACCAGAAAAUUAUGACGACCUCCCUUGCUCCGGCAGAGAAAGGUUCUGUUCCGGGCACUACGGCGCGCACUAUUCGGCGCGAGGUGUGGUCUUCCAUUCAGCGUCUUCUUCGGUCUCUUCCGAGCCGACAUGUUGUCAUCAUGGCAGGUGAUUUUAAUACGCCUCUGCUGCCAAUGGCCAAGCGGGUUGGUGCUCGAGCGUCCUUUUGUCAUGCUACUCGUCCUCAGGAUGUGAACGAGUUAGCUGACAUCAUUGCCGAUCAUGAUCUUCUUCAUCUCAACUCGUGGACCAGGUUUGCGAAGCCUACAUACCGUAAUGGAUCGCACUUCUCACUUAUUGAUCACAUCUUUGUACGCAAGGUGGCUUCCAUCUCCCGGUCUGUGUCAGCUGUCGCUUGCCAGAUGUUCGUCAACUUGCUAGAUCUCGUGGCCCCAGAUCUUGUGUUUUCCCUGGCAAAGUACAGCAUCAACGUGUUGUUCCAUGGCAGGCACCACAGGUUUCGGAAGGCGCAUCGUGCUUUCCGUCGCGCCACUAGGGACGCCAAAGUUGCCUGGCUGCGUACUCAGGUGGCUUGCAUGGAGCAAAGCGCGCGCAAAGGCGACACUCGCGCUCUUUUUCAGUUGGCCAGUCGUAUUUGUCCGAAGCAGCGACGCAAAACUUUGCAAUUACGUGGUGCCCAGGGACAAAUUCUCUCGCAUCCAGAGCAAGUUGAGGUGCUCAGGUCCUUUUAUACCGAUCUCUACACGUCGGGGCAUCAGGAUUCACCGUCUCUGUCUGAUCCUCUGCGCUCUGACUGCUGUGAUGGUCUCUUCGCUUGUCUGAAUCCUGAAUUGGUGACUCCUGCCUUACGGCGUCUCUCGCCGCACAAGGCUGCGCCAGCGCAUCUUGCCCACACUUCGAUCUGGGUGGCCUGCUCAGCCCAACUGGGUCCCUGGUUGGCAAAUACCCUCCGAAAGGCGACUAGCAUUCCACAGCUCUGGAAGGACACGUGGCUGUCUCUUUUACCCAAGGUUUCGGCGCCCACUCUGCCUCGUCAGCUGCGUCCUCUUGGCAUUUCUGAGAUAUCCGGACGUGUUGUCUGUGGUUUAAUCCAACAUCAGCUCAGGCCACAUGUGAUGGCGUUUCUCAGCCAACAUCCUCAGUAUGCGUAUCUCGUGGAUCGAGCCACGGACCAGGCACUGAUACGCGUGCUCCUUCAUUGUAAGGCGUUUGAUCGCUUGGAGUGGCCGCUCAUCAGUGACUCGUUGAAGGAGGCUGGCGUGCCCAGCGACCUUUACCAUCUCAUCAUAAGGGAGUGCGGCAAGGAUGCCGCAUC
Molecule: messenger RNA, 1916 nt
Organism: Symbiodinium sp. CCMP2456
Lineage: Eukaryota; Dinophyceae; Suessiales; Symbiodiniaceae
Source: the annotation of a GenBank genome assembly